Messenger RNA from Manduca sexta (tobacco hornworm), 1086 nucleotides. RefSeq lists its product as uncharacterized. The record is from RefSeq and is a predicted model, not a curated record. The transcript has 4 exons. The coding region runs from base 186 to 578 and encodes 130 amino acids. Lineage: Eukaryota; Metazoa; Arthropoda; Insecta; Lepidoptera; Sphingidae.
GGCGAAAAUUGGACUUUUGAAGAAAAGGUUAGUUCAAAUCAAUUAUCUUGUUAAUAAACAAUGCAAUAAAGCAGAAUUUUAUUCAAUUAAUACGACUUUCCUCCUUAUUCCAGGAAAUACUACGUCAACUUAUUUCGGAGUCAGCUCACAUAUUAGAAAAUAAAUCAACUAAGACGAAUACCAAUAUGUUGAAAUCUAAAGAAUGGCAAAAUAUAACAAAUAAACUGAACGAACUUAUGGGAAGAAAUCGAACUAAUGGAGAGAUCAAAUUGGCUUGGAAGCGGAUGAAAUUGGCAGCCAAAGCCAACUUAUCUCUCCACAGAAGAGAACAAUCUCAGACGGGAAGUGGCAAAAAACCCCCGUCACCUUCUCCAGAGGACUUGGCAGCCAUGUCUAUUGCUCCUCAUGAUUUUGCUAUAGAUGUGAAUAAUUAUGAUAGUGAUGCUGUGAUUACAACCACACUUGAUUCAGUUGCAGGCACUAGCUCUGCCACUGAUCUAGUUAUAUUAACUGUUGAUGAUAUAGAAUCAAAUAACAAGGAAAAAUCAGGAGCGAACAAGUCCAUCAGGCUAUUAUAAAUAGAAAUGUAGAGUUUAAGAAGAAACAACUAGAAAUGUUGGAGGUGGAGCACAAAUACAAUAUACUAAUUUGACAAUUAAAAAUAGAAAAACUACAAUUGCAAAUUCAACUGUUGAAAUAUCCAAAUAGAUCUUUUACUCAAGAACCCGAGAGAAAUACCAGAUCUGAAGAAUAAAAUAUGAAUAAAAGUACAAUUUACAAUAAUUGUACAAGGUUUUAAUACAAUAAAAAUAUAUAGACAAUUAUCUCAGCUUCAUUCUUAAUUUCAAAAGUACUUUAAUAACAAUCCAAAGCUUUUCAAAGGCCUCCUCUAAGUCAUAACAAAUUAUUUAUGAACUAGCAAAACUUUAUUCAUAUUUAAAUCAAAUAUUAUGUUUUAUAUGUUAAAAUUGGUAUACUAAUACAUACUUAAUUAUCCUUUUCAGAUAAUUAAAAACUUAACUUUUUCCUAUCAUUAUAUCAUCAAUAUUUUAAGACUGGUCUAAAUGUUACUAUUGAUACAGUAUC